Molecule: messenger RNA, 1555 nt
Organism: Girardinichthys multiradiatus
Lineage: Eukaryota; Metazoa; Chordata; Actinopteri; Cyprinodontiformes; Goodeidae
Product: 5-hydroxytryptamine receptor 3A-like
Exons: 9
Coding region: 68-1384 (438 amino acids)
Biological process (GO): regulation of membrane potential; nervous system process; monoatomic ion transmembrane transport
Cellular component (GO): neuron projection; membrane; synapse
Molecular function (GO): transmembrane signaling receptor activity; extracellular ligand-gated monoatomic ion channel activity; neurotransmitter receptor activity
Source: RefSeq, a predicted model, not a curated record
GUAGUAUGUAUGUUAACAGCUGGACAGUUUAUAAAGGAUCUUUCAGGCUGAGCUGGAGGCAUACAUCAUGGCAGCUCUCAGGACUCUUAUUGUUCUAGCUAUAGCUGCAGGUUGUUCCUGCAGCUGGAGUUCUGACUGCUCAUACUUCGGACUCAUGAAUCACCUGAACCUGGCUACAUCAAAUAAAGUUCUUGAGAUUGUGCGUCCUGUGAAAAACUGGACCACAACCACACUUGUUCAGCUUGGCAUGAUUCUGGACGCCAUUUUAGAAGUGGAUGAGAAGUUACAAACUGUCACAAACCACAUCUGGAUCAAAAUGUAUUGGAUAAAUGAAUUUCUGACCUGGAAUUCCUCUGAGUUUUGUGGGAUGGAUAUACUGACCAUUCCAAGUUCGAUGAUCUGGAUCCCAGAUAUAAUUAUCCAGGAGGAUGCCUCUGAUAAUAGGGGUUCUCAAGACGAUGCUCUAGUCAGUGUGCUUUCAAGCGGGCUGGUCCGUGUGAACACACGGCUCCAGCUGACCUACGCCUGCAAGUUCGACCUCUACAGAUUCCCAUUUGAUACACAAACUUGCAACAUCACAUUCUCAUCCGUGAAUUAUGAUGAAAAUCUUGUGAAGCUGGGAAAACUCACAAAUGACACCAUCCUGACAGAGGUGUCUGACCAGAAAAUGCUGACAGACGGAGAAUGGAAACUUGUUAACAUAGAAAGCAUCAUUUCCACUUCUGUCACACUGAAAAGUAAACUUGUUUACAGGAUCUCCCUCCAGAGGAAGCCAUUUCUUUACAUAAUCAAUUUAAUUUUGCCCCUGUUGUUUUUGCUGGUCCUGGAUUUGGCCUCUUUCUUCAUCAGUGGUGGUGAGAAGUUAGGCUUCAAAAUGACGAUACUCCUGUCCAUCUUUGUCUUACUGCUGAUUCUGAAAGACAUUUUACCAUCCACUGAAGACACACUGCCAUUGAUGGCCAUCUACUGUGUCUUAGUUUUCACCCUGGUGUGGAUUAGCGUCCUGGAGACCAUGCUGAUAAGCUUCUUAAAGAACCUCGCCUGCUCGGUUGGUGAAGAAACCCAUAGCUCUAAGAUCUUUAAAGUGAAAACACAGCAGGAAGAGUCUGCAGGAGCUGCAGGUUCAGCUAAACCAGAAGGGAGUAACCCUCCAAUGGAUCCGCCAGGUGGUCGAGGCCUGCUGAAACUGAUCCUGGACAAACAGAAACCAGCUCAAAACAACCCAGAAAGACAGACAAACGAUGUGGGAAAGUUUAGUUGCAGCAGGCUUAGGCUGGUUAAAAUAUUUGACUCUGUAUUAUUUGUCCUAUAUUUUACUACUGUUGUGUUUUCUCAGAUCUUUAUAUUUACUCUUUGGAUCUUUCCAGUCAUCCAGAACCAAUAACAUGCUUGUCUAAAUCUUCUUCCAGUGCACAAUUUUAGAGAAUUUGCUUAAUCACUGUUAACACUGUUAAUCACAUUGGUUAGUAAAUGACUAAAUAUCAGAUAAGUCUUUGAAAUAUGUAUUGUUAUUUUUUUUUAAAAGCGUGAAUGCACCCAUCCAUCCAUCCAUCCA